Molecule: messenger RNA, 1824 nt
Organism: Ailuropoda melanoleuca (giant panda)
Lineage: Eukaryota; Metazoa; Chordata; Mammalia; Carnivora; Ursidae
Gene: NTMT1
Product: N-terminal Xaa-Pro-Lys N-methyltransferase 1
Exons: 3
Coding region: 779-1186 (135 amino acids)
Cellular component (GO): cytoplasm
Molecular function (GO): N-terminal protein N-methyltransferase activity
Source: RefSeq, a predicted model, not a curated record
GUCCAGGAGCAAGAGGAUGCGGCCCUGGUGGCCCGGCCUGGUCUGCACGGGGCGCCACCUUUUACAUGAAGCACUGUGGGGCCUUUGGUUGUCAGUUGGCAUCAACCACCCUGGCGUCAAAGGGUGGGGCAGGGGUGGCGUGUGGACCGGGGCCUCUGUCUCGAGGUUGCCACGUGGGAGCUGGCCGCUGUACCAGGGCUCCCAGCCACCAGAAUGGAGUCUUCCUCUAACUGUUCAGUUUUGUCAGGGGCGAAUCCUUCACUCUCGCCAUGUUUGCGGGCGGCUGGGCCGUGGGUGCUCGCUGUGCUGCUGAAGGCAGGCUCCUAGUUCCUCACCUGCUCUGCCUCCUCUGUGUCGGGCUGGUGUGGCCCUGGCUGCGGCCUCCCCAGCCCGCAUCCGAGGCUGGUGCUCGCUCCCCACGCUACGUGGCGUCUGCCCGCCCACGUUCUGCCUUCCCCGCCUGCCUUCCGUUCUUUCACUGCUCGAGUUGUUUCCAUCCCGUUGUAUUAGGGCGUCGGGAGUGAGAGGAGAGAGUGCACCUAGUCUAGGUAAUCACCUCUCCGUGGAAGUCGGCUUGCACUUCAGAAACGUGUGGCCCGGGACAAGAAUGUGCCGCGGUCCUACCCACUGGCGACCCCAUGUGCCAGCCCCCGGCUGGGGCCCAGUCCUGAUUUGAGAAGGCCCAAACAAGACGGGGACCUCCUGCGCCCUGGACUGCGGAGCCGGCAUAGGCAGGAUCACCAAGCGGCUGCUGCUGCCGCUCUUCGGAGUGGUGGACAUGGUGGACGUGACCGAAGACUUUCUGAUCAAAGCCAGGACGUACCUGGGGGAGGAGGGCAAGAGGGUGAGGAACUACUUCUGCUGCGGCCUCCAGGACUUCAGCCCCGAGCCUAACUCCUACGAUGUCAUCUGGAUCCAGUGGGUGAUAGGGCACCUCACUGAUCAGCACCUGGCCGAGUUCCUACGGCGCUGCAAGCAGGGCCUACGCCCCAAUGGCAUCAUUGUCAUCAAAGACAACAUGGCCCAGGAGGGCGUGAUCCUGGACGACGUGGACAGCAGCGUGUGCCGGGACCUCGAUGUGGUCCACAGGAUUGUCCGCAGCGCAGGCCUCAGCCUCCUAGCUGAGGAGCGCCAGGAGAACCUCCCCGAUGAGAUCUACCACGUCUAUAGCUUAGCCCUGAGAUGAGCAGGGGCUGGCGGGAGAAAGGGACCAGUGUGGGGUGGGGGGCCGGCAGCUGGGCAACACCCCGAGGCUCCGUGAUGGCGGUUCGGGAGUGUGGAGCGAGGCUGCUAAAUAUACCUGUCUGCCGUCCGUCACGAGACUCUUUUUCAAAAGGCAUAACGGGACCCAGUGGGGAGGGCGCCACUGAAUGGAGCAGUGAGGCUGGAGCCUGGCUCUGCGGCCCGGAGAGGCAGGGACCGGGCGGUGCAGACCGUGGGACUCCAGGGCCCCUGGUGCUCCCCACGUGGGAAUGCAGCGACCCCAUCAGAAGCGGAGAUUCUCUGAUCUCCCUUCCCACCACCUGGCCUUGCAGCCAUUGGCCUGGGUGCCUUAAGAGGACGAGAACUCGCGGUUGUUGAGGACUUUUUCCCUUGUGGGGAGGAGAGGAGCCGGGCCAUGGGGCCUGCAGCUGCUGGGGAUGCUCACGUUCUGAGGCCUAUUUGGUGACGGCACCCUGGUGUCCCUAACGGGACCAUCACGAUGGUCUAUGGCAAGGGACCCUGCAGCCUCACUCUUGGCUGUGCCUUGCAGCUCCUCCUUGGUGAGCAUUUUCAGUCAAAAAAUAAAAGGGUGAAUCCUGUACUGGGAAGGCCCUAGCUGGU